CAUCUCUGCUGUCUCCGCUGAGCCCUGAGGAGAAGAAGGGGAUAUUGUGACUGCAACUCUUCCGAGAAUGCUGUUCAUAAUCAUCUGUCUGGUACUUGCUGGCAUGGCCUUCCUUGCCGGGGUGCCGUUGAACUGCUACAUCCUCUUUGUCGCCGGCUGCCGUAUGAGGAGGACGGCCAGCACCGUGUGGUUCCUGAACCGGGCCGUGGCCAAUUUAAUCUUUCUCAUCUUCCUGCUUCUCAGAUUCAUCUUCUUCCUGGACUUAACCUGGGCCACGAUGCUGUGCAACAUCAUCACCUCCCUACACAUGUUCUCCAGCGCCUUCCUCCUCACGGCCCUCAGUGUCGAUCGCUGCAUCCCCGUGGCGCGCCCUGAGUGGGCCGAGAACCACCGCACGCCCUGCUUGGCUUUCAUGAUUGUUUUGGUCAUAUGGGCCCUGUCUGUUGGGUUCAGCUUGCGGUACGGUGUUUUCUGGAAAUACGACUACAGACCUUUUUACAUGUACAUAGCUUUUCAACUGGAUGAAGGCAGGGUGAAGGCUGGCGUUCCAAUCCAGUUCCUGGUCGGGUUUCUGAUCCCAUUAGCCUUGAUCUUAAUCCCAACCUUCUACAUCGUUCUAGCUGCCAAGCUGAGGAGGAACAGGCUGAUCCAGUCCACCAAACCACUCAAGAUCCUUCUUGGCUUAAUCCCAACCUUUCUCCUCUGCUGGCUGCCGUAUCACGUCUUCUCCUUCCUGCUGAUUCAACCUAUGUACCCUCCACCUCUUCUGUACCCGGUAAAUGCUAUUAUUUCAGUCCUGACAUAUUUCACCACUUUCCUCAACCCCAUCUUCUACCUCACCAUGGAGGAAGAGUAUCUAAGGUAUCAGCAACGUGCACGCAACCCUCAAACCACUGACAACUUGGGUCCGGAGUCGGCUGCAUAUGAGAAUAGUGCGAACUGUCAAUAUUUGAAUCAAGGAUUGAACUCAUAA
Molecule: messenger RNA, 973 nt
Organism: Mauremys mutica (yellowpond turtle)
Lineage: Eukaryota; Metazoa; Chordata; Testudines; Geoemydidae
Product: C3a anaphylatoxin chemotactic receptor-like
Exons: 1
Coding region: 68-973 (301 amino acids)
Biological process (GO): positive regulation of cytosolic calcium ion concentration; phospholipase C-activating G protein-coupled receptor signaling pathway; inflammatory response
Cellular component (GO): plasma membrane
Molecular function (GO): complement receptor activity; G protein-coupled receptor activity
Source: RefSeq, a predicted model, not a curated record